Messenger RNA from Drosophila gunungcola (fruit fly), 1943 nucleotides. RefSeq names its product papilin. Lineage: Eukaryota; Metazoa; Arthropoda; Insecta; Diptera; Drosophilidae. The coding region runs from base 201 to 1829 and encodes 542 amino acids. The record is from RefSeq and is a predicted model, not a curated record. The transcript has 2 exons.
AUAAAACAAAAAAAAAAUGCAUGGUGCGAGAAAGAAUUGCAGAGAAUCAGAAAGUGCUAGCCGAUUGCACACCUGCACAUGAGAACGAAACGUGAAUGUGGACAGCAAUGUAAAACGUACUUAAGCUGGGGUGAAGGCCACCAAAUGACAGUUGAACUUUCAGUUCUAUUCCAAAAGCAAGCAUAUUUUGUGUUCCCAAAAUGAGUCCUUCGUUUGCGACUCUCAUGUUGCUAUUCAUGGUGGCUGCUUAUGCAGCAGAUCUGUCUUCAAAUCAGUUGGCAGGCAUCGAGGACUUUCCGGACUUUGAGGAUAAUUUGGACUCCGACGAUGUUACGGUAACAGAGGCCUCAAAUGGAACCAAAGUACUAACGGAAGCCACAAUAAUAACGGGAACCACCAUUUCCUCAAUUGUAACCACAAAUGAUACCAAAACUGGUCCCACAGCUAGUCCUAUAUUUGUUAAUGCAGGAGAAAAAGAUACUAAUGUUUCUUUCUCAGCGGGAUCUGUAAAUGCUACCACAUCUGAUUCCGCAGAAGAUUCCUCAACUGUUCUUACCACAAAGGAUUCUAGAACGAUUGACUCUGUUUCAACCAUAUCACCAACUACAACUCAAUCAUCUACCAUAAAUGGUUUCACAACCACUGUUUCCACCAGUAAUCCAGCUACUACUAUUUCCACAACAAGAGUUUCCACAGCAACUGACUCUACAAUAACUGUUUCCACCACACUUUCUACAACCGAUGAAUCUUCACCGUCUGAUUCUACCACGGACUCUUCAACAACGGUCCCGUCUGCCCCACCUGCCUUAACAACUGAUUCCACAACAGAUAAAUCCACAGCAUCCUUUUCCACCACAGAUUCAACAACAGAGUAUUCAACAACAGAUUCAACAACAGAUAAUUCUUCAACUUCCGAUUCCACCACAGACUCAAUAAAGGAUUCCACAAUAGAUAAAUCUACAACUUCUGUUUUCUUCACAGAUUCAACACCAGUUAUAACCACCACAACUGAACAACAAACGGAAGACGAAAUCGUUUUGUCCCUCUUGGCUGAAGGUUUCGCUGGUCUAAUUGAGUCCGAUUCUUUGAUUAAUGCCAUCAGCACACUAAACUGGAACAUAAGCGCAGGCCUUGACAAUCAGUCAGAGUAUUUUGGUCUAAUCGAAAAUACAGAAGAGCUUCUGCAAAACACCACGAAAGCACUUCUGUCUUGGGAGGCCAAACUUCUUCAAGAAGUCGUCAAUUCCAUACAAAGGAUAGACUUAUUGGCCAACCGCACAAGCGACACCAUAACACAUUUGCUUAGAUUCCAAAAGUUUUACCACGAUCGGAUCAAGCACCUUGGUGGUAAACUUAAAGCAACCCAAAGUGAAAUCCUUCGCAGAUCUAAGAGAUUGGACAACAAGAUCAACUUUAUUGACCAAAUACUUAGGACAUACAUCGAGCCAAAAGUAAAUGGUUUAACACAAUCUUUGGCCAAUUUAAAUACUUCCCAAGUCAAUUCUCAAAUAGAGCUGGAGAACCUGUCUAUAGUUGAGAACCUUACCAAGGCUUCUAUUAUUAAGAUGUCGUCUUUGAAUAACCAAAUAGCUAUAUUCAACCAAGCUCAAGAAAGCCGUUUCUACGCACUAGACAUCGACGUUAAGUCCUGGGCUCCCACUAAACUCAACACGAUAGACGAUCUCUUUCAGACUCUAAGUAUUUCCCAAAAACGAACCGAUUUGGCAUUGGCCAUCUGCGGAUCAUUGAUCUAUUAUCCCAAUAGCUAUUCUAGUCGUUUGGAAAACAAUAAAAUUCACUACGUCAACUACGAAUCAGAAAAGCAUUAAAUAGAUAACCCUGACGAGAUUUCAAGUGGCGAGGAUGACAUUAGACCUCCUCCAAAAAAAUCUAAACUGAAGAUAGUUUAAAUGGAAACCAAAUUAAGACAACCAAUCAACAAC